AUUAUCAGGAUUGCCUUAACGUAUGCUUUAGAGUCAUGUUACUCAUACGGAUGAUAUUAUUUAUAUUCCCGAUUACAACACUAGAUUUUUCACAAGAUUGGUCAUUUUUUCAACAAUUACCGGAUUCUAUCGUAUGGAAAACGUCUUCAAUCACAGAACUUCUUUAUACACAAACAAGUUUAAACUUGGCAAAAUGUGCCUUGCUCUGCAAGGUUAACCUGUAUUGUAAGGCAUUUUACUUUUAUCAAGAAGCAUGUUUUGGAUUAUCGUCAAUAACAGCGGAUUCUUCGACAAAUGCUUUUGUCAGGGUUUAUGUAAAACAACCAGUAGAAGAGUGUCAUGGCGAUGGUUUUGUUUACUAUAAUGGUCUAUGUUUGAUGAUUAGCACAAUACAGUUGACUUGGUAUGACGCCAAAGACUACUGCGAGAAGAGACAUGGUUACCUACUUGUCUUGGAUUCAGAGAAGAAACACGAUGACAUGGUUUACUUUUAUGACCUACACUAUCCGGAUGCAAAUGACCAAUUCUUCGUGGGAGCAACUGAUGAGGAGAAUGAAGGAGUUUGGAAAUGGAUAAUAACAAAUUCAUCAAGUUAUUUCAGAUUCACCGGUAAUCAACCAAACAACAAAGAUCAACAAUUUCCUGAUAACCAAGCAAACUGUGCAGCCCUUUCAACUUCCAGAUUAAUAGAUGAAUACUGUCUCCAGCUUAAAAAAUUCAUCUGUGAAAUGUAGUUAUUCCUGUUUUGGACAUAAUCCAUUUAUCAUUUGAAAUAUUAUUCGAUUAAUGGGGAACAACUUUUCCAACUUUACGAUGGGAAUAAAAAGUGUACACUAAUCCUUGCAGACAUUUCUCUGUUUGUAUGAAGCAGGGGGGACAAGGGGAUAAUACGUUAAGAAUUGUAAAGACAACAUUUAACAUAUCUAUAAUAUUAGCCUCCGCUAUAUGGACAGCCUAACAUUCCUAAAUACUGUUCAAUUACCAUUGCGUGAGGUAUACUUUAAUCCAACAUCAGCAUUAUAUAUGCCGAUUAAAAUAGACAAUGGUUGGACGCAAAAUUUACGCGCCUGCACUGAAGUUGUGAAAAGGAUUUAUAAUUUGGAAUGAUAUGUGAUAUGUUUAGAUAGCUAUCAAAUUGCCUCGUUGUGUUGUUAUAAAAAAGUUUUCAUGUGUUUCUAUCUUCAUUAUUUGUUUAAGCAUCUGUUACAAGAUCGGUCAUUUAUCGA
Messenger RNA from Mytilus californianus (California mussel), 1226 nucleotides. RefSeq names its product killer cell lectin-like receptor subfamily B member 1. The transcript is spliced from 4 exons. The coding region runs from base 36 to 734 and encodes 232 amino acids. The record is from RefSeq and is a predicted model, not a curated record. NCBI's taxonomy places the organism in Eukaryota, Metazoa, Mollusca, Bivalvia, Mytilida, Mytilidae.